GGAUUAAAGUCUCAUCAUACGACAUUUAUUAAAGCCGAUCCCACAAUUCAAAGCGUAAUUCUUUAAAAGGUGUCGUUAAAUCUGCAUUUGUUUCACAAUACACGUAAACUGAAGGUGAACUUUUAAAAUCUUUUAGCUAAAAAUUAAAAAGGCUUGAAGCUUUAUUUUCAAAAAUGAGGCUUUUCAUCAUUUGCACUCUAAUAACUUUUGUUGCUGGAACACAAUAUCUAAGAGAUUUAAUUGGGUGCAAUGUGCAAGAUGAUCCAUUAUAUCCGUCAUGCAGAUCAAAAGUUAUGUGGAUGCAAGCAAACUGGCGAGGAGAUCCAUAUUACAGAAGAAAUGGAGUUGAUGGUUCAGUGUGUUCAAUAAUAAGGUACUUAAGUAAGGUUGAAAGAUUUUGUCCUUGUGCUGUACCAAAUCACUCUUUAUACCCACAUUGCCUAAAUAAAGUCAAAUGGAUGCAAGCGAACUGGCGAUCAGAUCCUUAUUAUAGAAGAAACGGAGUUGAUGGAUCUUUAUGUUCAAUACUUAACUACUUGAGUAAGGUUGAAACAUUUUGCCCGUUAUAAAAUACGGAAAAGACAGUGGCGUUUUGCAUCAUAGCUGCAUCUAAGACAGCAAAAUUCUUUUUCUUUGAAACUUGUAAACGUGGUUUUUUCUGUCUUUAUUUUCUUGAAUAUGACGGAGUUAAUUUUGAGUUUUUAAUUUUAUGAAAAUAUUUGAUUUGAUUUAAAUAUUGUACAUUUAUCUUAUCAAAUUUUUUUUUUUCUACGUAAUAUUUAAUUCUGCUGUUAUUGGAAAAACAUCAAGUUUUUUUUUGA
Messenger RNA from Hydra vulgaris (swiftwater hydra), 821 nucleotides. RefSeq lists its product as uncharacterized. Gene Ontology annotation, cellular component: Golgi apparatus. Lineage: Eukaryota; Metazoa; Cnidaria; Hydrozoa; Anthoathecata; Hydridae. Gene Ontology annotation, molecular function: alpha-1,6-mannosylglycoprotein 6-beta-N-acetylglucosaminyltransferase activity. The record is from RefSeq and is a predicted model, not a curated record. Gene Ontology annotation, biological process: protein N-linked glycosylation.